Messenger RNA from Coregonus clupeaformis (lake whitefish), 924 nucleotides. Its product is annotated as troponin I, fast skeletal muscle. Bases 130 to 672 code for a protein of 180 amino acids. Lineage: Eukaryota; Metazoa; Chordata; Actinopteri; Salmoniformes; Salmonidae. Gene Ontology annotation, biological process: muscle contraction. The record is from RefSeq and is a predicted model, not a curated record. The transcript is spliced from 7 exons. Gene Ontology annotation, cellular component: troponin complex.
AUGCAAUAUAUACCUUCUUAACACUUGAGCUGCCUGCAGUCAGUCAGUCAGUCAGCUGGCCAUCCCUUAACACGCCUGUGCUGCUCUCCUGGGUGAGUUCCAAGGAACAGAAGACACCAAACUGCCAAGAUGGCUGACAAGAAAGGCAAUGUGUCCUCAAGCCGUAAGCAUACUCUGAAGAGUUGUAUGCUGGCUGUUGCUAAGGAUUUGCUCGAAGCUGAAGCAUUAGAGAAAGUUAAAGAGAGGGAGCAAUACAUGGACGAGAACUGCCCUCCUCUGGAGAUUCCCCACUCCAAGGAUGAUUUGGUGGACCUUUGCACAAAGAUGUACAACAAAAUCAAUGUGAUUGAUGAGGAGAGAUACAAUUUAGAAUACAAAGCAGUCAUGGUUUGCAAUGAGGUUAUAGACCUAAACAUUAAAAUCGUUGACAUGAGGGGCAAGUUCAAGAAGCCAGCACUGAAGAAAGUGCGUAUGUCUGCUGAUGCUAUGCUCCAGGCUCUGCUCGGCUCCAAGCACAAGGUGACCAUGGAUCUGAGAUCCAACCUGAAACAAGUUAAGAAAGAUGAGAAGAAAGAGGAUAAGGAUUUGCGUGACGUUGGUGACUGGCGUAAGAACAUUGAUGACAAGGCUGGCAUGGAUGGCAGGAAGAAGAUGUUUCAGGGAGAUUCUUAGAUCAUUGGGCUUUGUUUGUGUGAUGUGGUUGACUACUCUCCUGUAACAUCUUGCUGUCAACCACAUACUGAUACCCAUUACAACCAAUAUUGUAACUAUGUAACACAUUUUUGUUUAUUUUGAAGACCGAAAGAAACAGACAAAAAACAGAAACAAGAUGUGUGUAAUUGUUUGACAGUUGGUUUACUGCUUUACUCACUGUAGUAGAGGUAAAAGUGGAAAACUUUUCUAAUAAAUUGCCUUUAAAGGAAA